This is a messenger RNA of Thermothelomyces thermophilus ATCC 42464, 2906 nucleotides long. RefSeq lists its product as uncharacterized. Gene Ontology annotation, cellular component: nucleus; nuclear cap binding complex. Bases 142 to 2655 code for a protein of 837 amino acids. Gene Ontology annotation, biological process: nuclear-transcribed mRNA catabolic process, nonsense-mediated decay; mRNA export from nucleus. NCBI's taxonomy places the organism in Eukaryota, Fungi, Ascomycota, Sordariomycetes, Sordariales, Chaetomiaceae. The record is from RefSeq and is a predicted model, not a curated record. Gene Ontology annotation, molecular function: RNA cap binding; mRNA binding. The transcript has 4 exons.
CAAUUGUUUCCGCUGCCUGUACGCAAACAAGCGAACCCUCCGUCGACAAACAACCAUUCGCCAUCGCGGAUUCAUACUCACUUGCUGCCUCACGUAACAUUGCGACUGCCGCUGCUUCCAAGAUCAGGAGAUUCACUUUCAAUGGCGGACUACGACCGCAGGGGCGGCGGCAGCAGCUACAAUCCCAAGAAGCGCCGCUACCGAGACGAUGACGACUACGACCGGCGCGGGCCCCGGCGCCGCUACGACGCCCCGCCUCACGUUCGCGUGCGCAAGCAGCUCAUAGCCAUCGCCGAGAAUCCGAUGCGGCCGUGGCACGAAGAGGUGGCGUCGAUCGCGACCCUCUUCACCGACAACUGGGAUGACGAGCUGCUGCGCACCAACUUUGUCGACCUGGUCCUCCAGCUGGCCGUCGAGCAGCCGCUCAAGACCCCCUUCGUCGCCGCCGUCGUCCUGCUCGCCAACGCCACCCGCCCCGAGGUCGUCGACAUGCUGCUGGCCAAGCUGGCCCGUCUCGUCGAGGAGAAGAUCGGCCUGGGCGAGUGGAGGGAGGUGAAGCUGUACCUGAAGCUGCUGGCCUGUCUGCAGGGGUGCCUCGAAGGCGAGGGCGUGUUCCCCCUGCUGGAGGAGCUAUUCGCGAGGGCGGUGGACCUGCAGACGGCGAGCUCGGAGGAUACAAUCGGUACCGAGAUCGUCAAGAUCAUCCUCCUGACGUUGCCGUACGUCAUGGUCGCCGCGCCCGGCCAGUGGGCGCAAAAGGCGGCGGACCUGAUGGAGAAGACGGAGAUCAUCGCCUCCGAGCCACACACCUUGCAGGCGCUCAUCGAGCCGUAUCAUCCGGAAGCUGGCGACGAGAACCCGCCCCAGUCGCAGAGCCUGAUCGUGCUGCUGCAGACCCAGCUGCAGAACGAGGCCAACAACGGAUGGACCUUGUCCUGCUUGCCGAGGCCGUGGGAGUUCCCGGUGGGAGAGGUUGAGCAGCGGUCGAAGCUCGAAGAUGCCGCCAAGCAUGCGCUCCCCCCCAUUGCCAUUCCCAAGACGGUCGUUGCCGGGCCACGGCCGCUGUUCCCCGAGAUAUACUUUUCGGUCUACGCAAAUCAGGAAGUCGAAUCGGUGCCGCCUCUGAACAACGUCGCUGCGUCCCUGAUCCGGGAUGCCCUCCUGGACACCAUCAACGUCCUCGACUUCAACCGCAACGUCACCGCGCGGCACCUGAUCGACCUGGACUGCUACUUCGCCCCCCGGACGUUUGCCGCUAGGGCUACGCCCUUCGAUAAGCUCCGCGAUAUCGAGCCGCCCAAGUCGACAUGGAAGCCGGAAGACGUCGCGGUCGAUGCCGUCUUCUCCCAGCUGUUUCAGCUGCCGAACCCGGAGCAGAAGCUGGUUUACUACCACUCCGUCCUCACCGAGGCAUGCAAGCUCGCCCCGGCAGCGAUAGCCCCGAGUUUAGGGCGCGCCAUCCGCUAUCUCUACCGGAACUCGCCUCGCCUCGACCUGGAGCUCGCGACCCGCUUCCUAGACUGGUUCUCCCACCAUCUUAGCAACUUCGGCUUCACUUGGAAGUGGACCGAGUGGGUGGAUGAUGUGUAUCUGCCAGACGUGCACCCUCGCAAGGCUUUCAUCCUAGGGGCCAUCGACAAGGAGAUCAGGCUCAGCUUCGCGCAGCGCAUCAAGAAUACCCUGCCGGAUCCGUACAAGGAGCUGAUCGGCCCAGAAAAGGAGAAGGAUACGCCGGAUUUCAAGUUCGCCAGCGACGACACUCCCUUCGCAGCCGAGGGUCGCGAAAUCGCCGGUCUCCUCAAGCGCAAAGCCGACGACGAGGAGAUCGAGGCCGUGAUCCAGCGCAUCCAGUCGCAGGCCAUCGACCGCGAGAUCGACGCCCUCGUAGCGAGCACCGACGUCUUCGUGACGUGCGUCCUGCACGUCGGCAGCAAGUCACUCUCCCACGUCCUCGCAGCCAUCGAGCGCACCAAGGACCGGCUUGCCGACGCGGGCGCCGCCUCGGACGCCGCGCGCUCCCAGAUCAUCACGGCCACCAUGGCCUACUGGUCCGCCCACCCGGGCGUCGCCCUCCGCAUCAUCGAGAAGCUGCUCAACUACAGCAUCCUGACCCCGGAGACGGUCAUCAACUGGGCCCUGGUCGGCCGCGCGGGCAGUACCCGCGGCGAGGCGCUCUCGGUCGCCUACAUGUACGAGAUGGUCUUCAACACCGUCGUCAAGGUCACGGGCCGCGUGCGCCAGCUCGUCACCAAGCCUUCCUCGCCCGCCUCGGCAGAAGACGCCGAGGAGGAGGCGGCCACGCGCGAUCGCGAGAUCAAGGCGAUGCGGGCGUUGUUUGCCACCAUCGAGGACGCCCUCUCGUCGUGGGCGACGGGCAGCAAGGACGAGAUGAUGGAGGCGAGCGAGGGCGAGGGGAACGGCGAGGGCGAGCGGCUGGUGCGGAGGUGGGCUGAGCGCUGGCUGCGCGUCUUUCGGCGGCGGGCGGCAAUCGAGGAGGCGUUCCUCGCCGAGGCGGAGAAGGAGCGGACGAGAAAGGCGCAGCAGGAGGAGGCGUCGGGCGGGCCGCAAGGGCCGGGGGAGGCACAGGGGCAGGAGGGGCCAGACGGGAAAGAAGGGUCGAUGCAGGUGGACACUGAAGGGCCGGUCGUUGCUUAAAGGAGACGAUUGGGAGCGGAUUUUUAUUUUAUGUUUUUUUUUUUUUUUUUUCCCUUUCGGGUUGUUGCGCUGGCCAGGCCCGGCCGAGCCGCGAAUGCUAUCUGGGAGAGGGCUGCCGCCGGCGGUUGUACUUUGUUGACUUGUAUUAUUUUGCGACAACUGGGCAGCACUUGUAGAGCGCUUCUCGGAACUGGUAGCGGAAAAGAAUGGGAAAGGCCAGAGAGAGAGAGAGAGAGAGAGAGAGAGAGAGA